Messenger RNA from Paramecium primaurelia, 1311 nucleotides. Lineage: Eukaryota; Ciliophora; Oligohymenophorea; Peniculida; Parameciidae. The record is from the annotation of a GenBank genome assembly.
AUGGAAAUACAUAUUUCAUAAUAACAUAAUGUUUUUAUUUAUUAAUUAUUUAGUGGGCUUGGAUAAUAUAAUUAUUAAGGUUAAAGAAUUUCAAAGUGGAUAGAGUUGAGUGAUAGAUUUUCAAAGUAAUGAUAAAGAUUAAUAUUUUAGUCGAAGUUAAAUUACAUAUAUUGGUGAAUAUUAAAAUGGUUAGAAGAUUGGUUUAUGGGAAAUUUGGUAUAAGGAUUAUGAUACCAAAAGAAAUAAAUAAAUGUAAGAAUUCAUCUAUUCUAUGUUAUAGUGGUGGUGGAUUAUAUGAUAAGAUAAAUUCAAUUAAGAUUGGGAGGUGGAUUGAAAACUCUAAUAAUUUUAGGGAUUGUUCAUAAGUUAUUUAUCAAGGUCAAUACAAAAAUGGUAAAAAGAUUGGUAGAUGGGAUAUUUUAUAUAGAAAUUAAUAGAGUGAAGCAUUUUAAUAGAUGUAAAAUUAUAUAGUUAAAAUAAAAACUAAAUUUAGUGGCGGGGGUUCAUAUGAUGAUUAGGUUUAAGGAGAUUAAAUUAAAAUAGGAAGUUGGAUUGAAAUAAGCGAAGAAUUUUAUAAAUGGUCAUAAGUCACUUAUUAAGGAGAAUAUAAAGAUGGUAAAAGAAUUGGUAAAUGGGAAAUUUGGUUUAAAGAUUGCCAUACAAAUUAGAAAAAACUAAUGUAUAGAUUAAUAUAUAAUUCAUGAUUAGUGGUGGUGGAUUCUAUGAUGAGAAAAGCUCAAUUAAAAUUGGGAAGUGGAUUGAAUAAAAUUUAAGGUUUUAUUAUAAUUCCUAAGUUACUUGGACUGGCUAAUAUAAAAAUGGCUAGAAAGUUGGUAGAUGGGAUAUUAUACAUGAAGAAUAACAGAUGUAAAUAUAUAUCCAAAUCUCAAAAUAUAGUGGAGGUGGUUUAUAUAAAGAAGAUGGAGAUAGCGAAAUCAAGAUCGGAAAUUGGAUAGAAUUAAGUAAUAGCUUUAGGGAUUGGUCAUAAGUCACAUACAAUGGUGAAUAUAAAGAAGAUAAAAAAGUUGGAAGAUGGGAUAUUUGGUAUAAAGAUUGGGAGACGAAGAAAAAUGAAUAAUUGUAAUAAAAAUUAACAUUUUUAGAGGGGGCGGACAUUAUGAUGAGAUAAGUUCUAUAAAAAAUGGAGUUUGGAUUGAAUUGAGUGAUAUUUUUGAUAGAUAUUCGUAAGUCAUUUAUGAUGGAGAAUAUUAAAAUGGCAAAAAAGUCGGUAUGUGGAUGGAAUUGGAAAAAAAGAGAUGGAAACUUUAAGAAGGUUUCAAAAAAAUAAAAGAUAUUAAUUAUGAUAAUUGA